Messenger RNA from Aspergillus caelatus, 744 nucleotides. Its product is annotated as oxidase ustYa family protein. The record is from RefSeq and is a predicted model, not a curated record. NCBI's taxonomy places the organism in Eukaryota, Fungi, Ascomycota, Eurotiomycetes, Eurotiales, Aspergillaceae. The transcript has 4 exons. Gene Ontology annotation, biological process: mycotoxin biosynthetic process. Bases 1 to 744 code for a protein of 247 amino acids.
AUGUCCAACAUGUUUUUUUGGACGGCACCCAAAACUGAGAAGAUGGAAUACUCUUCUCUCAAGCAGAGUGAGUCCAGUGACUCCGAAUCUGGAAUCAGUACCCUCCCCACCGAGUCAAAGAAACCAUGGUAUGCUCGGAAGAAGUUCAUUAUCUCGGUGGUCUUCAACGUUGCACUGUUCAUCCUUCUUGCGUUGGUAUACUCGAGAACCUGGCCACAGCCGAAGCCGAAGAGAUUACUGAAAUCUCCUGUCCCGGAUUUUCCGCAUGAGGUGACAACGUUCAGAAUGAACCCUCUGUAUUUGUCCCUUCCGACACCGGAAAGUAAUGAAGCUUGGGAGAAUCUACCGGGUCCAAACGGCCACGGCUUCAUUAUGCUCACUCCGGAAGAGGCUGCAGACUACCCCGACACUAAAGCUGGACUUUCUGUGUUCCACCAAUUGCACUGCUUGGGUGCCGUCAGGAAGUUCAUCUGGGACCUCGUUCUCGGUCGCGAAGACCCCGAACAACUACUGCGCGAGUGGCCGGAGAAUGUCACCUCGCCUACGUAUCAUUCCGCCAUCCACGGUCUGUGGCACAUCUCCCACUGUCUGGAUUACCUUCGGCAGGCUCUGCAGUGCGCAGGUGAUACUUCCUUGGAAUUCGUGACGGAGAUCUCAGGUGAGGCAGUGGUGGAUGGGUUGGAUUGGCCGCAUGAGUGCCGCAGCUGGGACUCUAUUUGGGACUAUGCCACUGACCGUGCCUAG